This is a messenger RNA of Parnassius mnemosyne (clouded apollo), 1314 nucleotides long. The record is from the annotation of a GenBank genome assembly. NCBI's taxonomy places the organism in Eukaryota, Metazoa, Arthropoda, Insecta, Lepidoptera, Papilionidae.
AUGUCUUUCCUUCAUAAUCAUUCUUGCGAGUGCGUUAAGUCAGAAUUGGAUUUGUUUGCACUACCGUCUACACAAACUAGCAUUGAAAAUGGAUUGUGGAUUCAUUAUAAACCAAUUUCAUCUCUUGGUGAUGAUGGACCUAUCGAGUUUCAAGUUCCUGGGACCGGCGAUGACUACAUAGAUUUGUCUCAUACAUUACUCCACAUAAAGGCAAAAGUAUUAAAUCAAGAUUCAACUAACUUGGUAUCUACUACAAUAGUAGCACCUGUAAAUAAUUGGCUGCAUUCACUUUUUAGUCAACUUGAUGUUUAUUUAAACCAAAAACUUGUAUCACCACCUAAUAAUACCUAUGCAUAUCGAACAUACAUGGAAACCCUUUUAAACUAUGCCCCUGCUGCUAAACAAUCUCAUCUUACUUGUAGCCUUUGGUAUGAGGAUACAGCAGGAAAAAUGGAUUCUACAGAUGGUAAAAACAUAGGAUUUGUUAAAAGACAGGAAUUGAUUAGUGAAAGUAAGGAAAUAGAAAUGAUUGGUCAUCUUCACGGUGACAUUUUUAACCAAGAUAAAUUUUUAAUUAAUGGUGUUGAAAUGAGUGUUAAAUUGGUUCGAUCAAGAGAGAGUUUUAAUUUAAUUGUUGGGUCGAACGAUGUAAAGUUUAAAGUUUGCAUUACGGACGCAACUCUUAUUGUGCGACGAGCACGAAUUAAUCCAAGUGUAUUACUCGCACAUCAAAAAGUUUUAGCUUCUACCACUGCUAAAUAUCCUAUUACUCGAGCUGAAGUAAAAGUUUUAACAAUUCCUUCAGGUGUUCAAGGAAAAACUCUUGAUAAUAUAUUUUUAGGACAGGUACCGAAAAGAUGUAUAAUUGGAUUUGUGAACAAUUCUGCAUUUAAUGGUUCCCUUACUAAAAAUCCAUUUAACUUUGAAAACUAUGGUAUUAAUUCUUUCAGCUUAUAUAUUGAUGGUCAACAAAUACCUUCAAAAGCUUUGCAACCAUCUUUUAAUAAUAGCAUAUUUACAUCAGCAUAUCAUACUCUAUUCUCGGGAACUGGUAUUCACUUUCUUAAUGAAGGAAAUGGAAUCUCUUGUGAACAGUAUGGCAAAGGUUACUGUCUAUUAGCAUUUGACUUAACUCCUGAUUUAUCAGCUAACUCAUCAACUCAUUGGAAUCUCAUAAAGCAUGGUAGUGUAAGAAUAGAAGUACGAUUUGAAUCCUCAUUAAUACAAACAAUUAACUGUAUAGUUUAUGCUGAGUUUGAUAAUAUUAUUGAGAUAGAUAAAAACAGAAAUGUUACUGUAGACUAUAGUAGUUAA